CUCCACCGCGUCCAUAUAUAACCACCCCGAUUCGAAAAUCCUCCUCCUCCCGUUCCUCUCUCUCCGCUCGAGGCCUCGCUCGCUCGCCGUCCCAGAUCCGAACAGCCUCGCCCUCCGAACGCCGGCGCGCGCACGCGGGAAAGGGAUAAUGGCCGCCGCCUUCGAGAUGUACCGGCGGUCCGCCAUCGGAAUGAGUCUCACGGAGACGCUGGACGAGAUGGUCUUCAGCGGCGCGCUCACCCCCGAGCUCGCCAUCCGGGUCCUCCUGCAGUUCGAUGAGUCCAUGAGCGCCGCGCUGGAGAAGAAGGUGACGAGCAGGGCCUUCUUCAAGCAGGGCAGUCUGCGCACCUACAAUUACUGCGACAACGUCUGGACUUUCAACCUCAGAGACGUCAUGUUUAGGAACGAGGAGAUGUCGGAGAAAAUCCCCAAGCUCAAGAUCGUGGCCUGCGAUUCCAGUUUGGUCAAGCCUAAGCCUCCACAACAGUAGUAACUUGUCUGAUGUCUGGAUUACAUGGAUAAAAUAGCAAUUCUUCACGUGUUCAAGUGCAUUCUUUUUUCAAGGACAGGCAACCAAAUUGGUUGUUGUCAUCGCAAUAUGGUUGAAAAAGGAGUUUUUACAAGAAUUGUAUUACACACGGCCUUGCCGUUUGCUUACAGAAUUUAAUCUACUCCUCUC
Molecule: messenger RNA, 679 nt
Organism: Lolium perenne
Lineage: Eukaryota; Viridiplantae; Streptophyta; Magnoliopsida; Poales; Poaceae
Product: transcription initiation factor IIA subunit 2
Biological process (GO): transcription initiation at RNA polymerase II promoter
Cellular component (GO): transcription factor TFIIA complex
Source: RefSeq, a predicted model, not a curated record